AAUGCGCCACCCUGUACAAGGUCAACAUUCCUGAACACAGCCAUUAGAUUUAUAGUUUGACAGCUCUCUGCUACCCUAACCUAACAAAAAUUCCAAAUAAAUAAACAUUCUACUAUUUUAUUGUUAUAGAAGGGUAUGUUUUUACGAAGCUCCGUAACGUUACCGAGGUUGCUGUGUCAUCGUUGGGCAUCAUAUAAACAAUCCGAUGUAGCUAUAGAUCCACCCGAGGAAAACCUAACUCUCCCCCUAUUUCAUAGGAAAUCCAACGAGGAUAUUAACACGUUAAAAUCGAGAUUAGUUUAUCAGUCGCGUAAAAGAGGAAUGUUGGAAAAUUGUUUAAUAUUGAGCAAUUUCGCGGCAAAACACUUACCGAUAAUGAACAAAUCACAGUUGGAUUUAUAUGAUAAAUUGAUAAAUGCACCUUCCAACGACUGGGAUUUGUACUAUUGGGCAACUGGCAUAAAGGAAACCCCGAAGGAGUUUGAGAGUGAAGUUAUGGACAUGCUAAAGGAAUAUGUUAAGAAUCCCGAUAAACAGUCUCGUAUUAUGCAACCUGAUUUAUAAUAUUUAUUUAUUGUUGUAUAGAUUUGUUAAAUAAAAACUUUGUUUUAAU
Molecule: messenger RNA, 613 nt
Organism: Photinus pyralis (common eastern firefly)
Lineage: Eukaryota; Metazoa; Arthropoda; Insecta; Coleoptera; Lampyridae
Product: succinate dehydrogenase assembly factor 2, mitochondrial-like
Exons: 3
Coding region: 136-564 (142 amino acids)
Biological process (GO): mitochondrial respiratory chain complex II assembly; mitochondrial electron transport, succinate to ubiquinone; protein-FAD linkage
Cellular component (GO): mitochondrion
Source: RefSeq, a predicted model, not a curated record